This is a messenger RNA of Brassica oleracea var. oleracea, 776 nucleotides long. Its product is annotated as transcription factor PRE2-like. Gene Ontology annotation, molecular function: protein dimerization activity. The coding region runs from base 275 to 556 and encodes 93 amino acids. Gene Ontology annotation, biological process: regulation of growth; regulation of DNA-templated transcription. The record is from RefSeq and is a predicted model, not a curated record. The transcript has 2 exons. NCBI's taxonomy places the organism in Eukaryota, Viridiplantae, Streptophyta, Magnoliopsida, Brassicales, Brassicaceae.
UCCAGAACUCCAAUGCCAAACCACUGCUCUCUCUUAUGCACUUGUCUUCACCAUAUCCAACAUCCAUAUUUAAAUUUAUUGUAUUCUAUGUAUCUCUCUCUAGAAGUGGUCCUUGCCCUCUAUAUAAUUACACCAUUUUCUUCUUCUUAAUUCUCUCUUUCUUUCGACAAGCACAAACAAUUUUACGUCUUUUCUAACCCACAAGCGAUAACAAAAAAAGAGAGAGUGCUCUACUGGAUCCAUAUAUAGAAUCUCUAUAUAAAAAAUUCAAAAAAUGUCUAACAGAAGGUCGAGACAAGCAAGCUCAUCGUCAAGGAUUAGCGAUGAUCAGAUCACUGAUCUUAUCUCAAAGCUCCGACAGUCCAUUCCAGAGAUUCGUCAGAACCGUCGUUCCAGCACGGUAUCAGCAUCGAAAGUGUUACAAGAGACUUGCAACUACAUAAGAAACUUGCACAAAGAAGCCGAUGACCUUAGUGAUCGAUUGUCUCAGCUUCUGGAGACCAUUGAUCCUAAUAGCCCACAAGCAGCAAUUAUUAGGAGCUUGGUUAAUGAAUAACUAAGAUAUAUGUUGGUUAGUUGUGCUUUAUAUAUCAUUUACAAUCUCCUGCGAGAGGUUGAUCCAUCAGGGGUUCUGCUUAAUUAUCUAUUACAUGUUUCUUAUAUAUUGAUUACAAGUUGAGCUAGAUAUGGUUCAUAUUCGAUAAUCUUUUGGUAUGCAACUAAUAAGCUUUAAUUACAAUAAAUUAUAUUUCAGCUUAUUAAGUUGAGAUCCUUUU